CUUCAUUUUGUAGUUAAAAUUUAGAUGGCAAUAAAAGUGGUAUAAAUUUUAUUUCUAUUAAAAGAAAGGGAAAAAAUUCAAUUUAAUUUUUGCAUUUUUCGAGAAGUAUUGAGACAAUAUUUAUUAUUUUCGUAAGAUAAUAAAAAACCAAUAACUAAAAUCAGGACAACCAACCAAGACAAACUCAAGCAACAAUCACUAACCAACACCUUCGUUCAUCAGCACAAGAACUGAACUCUUUCAAAAGUAUUCCCAAGUAACAGCAGACAAAUGUCAUCAAGCUGUAUAUUUAUUGGUAGACCUAUAAAACAUGAAGGCAAUUGUUUGUUUUUUCCUUCUACAGGAUUGCGUUCAAAUCGUCGUUGCUUGCUAUCUAUGAUAUUGGGCCUACUAAUAGGCUUCUGUUUAGCUAAAUUUUUCAUCUUAUCCAUACCAGUCAAGCUGCUGAGUAAGAGACACAGUUAUGGUAAUGUUAAUGAUAGAUAUGCUAGUCAUGAUCUCAACUAUGCCUCUGGACCCGAGUUGGAUGUGGGUUUUCAUCAACAUAAUCAAGAAAAUAGUUCAGUGGCGGAGAAAUUGUACAGCGAGGUACGUGUUCUAUGUUGGAUCAUGACAAAUCCUGAAAAUCACAAAAGUAAAGCACGUCACGUUAAGCGUACCUGGGGAAAACGCUGUAAUAAGUUAUUGUUCAUGAGUUCGCAGGAGGAUAAAGUUUUAGGCACUGUAGCUUUGCCGGUUUCCGAGGGUCGUAAUAAUUUGUGGGCCAAAACCAAAGAGGCCUAUAAAUAUAUCUAUGAACAUCAUUUAAAUGAUGCCGAUUGGUUUUAUAAAGCUGAUGAUGAUACUUAUGCGAUUGUAGAGAAUUUACGUUAUCUACUUUAUCCCUAUAAUCCCGAAACUCCCAUAUAUUUUGGUUGCAAAUUUAAACCAUUUGUUAAGCAGGGCUAUAUGUCGGGAGGCGCUGGCUAUGUUUUGAGUAAAGAAGCUGUGCGGCGAUUUGUGAAACAAGCUAUACCCAAUAAGGACUUGUGUCGUGCUGAAAAUGAUGGUGAUGAGGAUGUGGAAAUUGGCAAAUGUUUGCAAAAUGUUAAUGUAACCGCGGGCGAUUCACGUGACCAUCAAGCGAGAGGUAGAUUUUUCCCUUUCAUUCCAGAACAUCAUUUAAUACCCGGUACGGAUAGAAAAUAUUGGUACUGGGAGUAUAUUUUUUACAAAACUGACGAGGGUCUUGACUGCUGUUCAGAUUAUGCCAUUUCAUUUCACUAUGUAACACCAAAUCAAAUGUAUGUUUACGACUAUUUAAUCUAUCAUCUAAGGCCAUAUGGCCUAAUUAAUCCGCCGGAAUCACUACCAGAAAAAUUAAAAGUUGGUGAAACAGAAGCUCCACCUGUGGAACCGGAAAACCAAGGUCAAACAGUAGAAUCAUAAAAUUAGUUUAGUAUUUAUUAUUAGUACUUGUAUACAUAAUUUUUGUUUAUGUAAUUGUGUAUAUUGAUUAAGAAAUUAGUUAGUUAUUAAAAAUCCACAUCUAGUGAAGUAUUUGUUAGAUGGAAAUACGAUCUCCACACAUUGGACCCACUGCAGUAGAUCGGGUAUGAACAGAAUAAUGACAAAGAAAUAAACUAGAACGAUAACAUGGGCCAAGACAUUUUUAAUCCAAAUACCAAAAGAAAA
This is a messenger RNA of Lucilia sericata (common green bottle fly), 1674 nucleotides long. Its product is annotated as glycoprotein-N-acetylgalactosamine 3-beta-galactosyltransferase 1-like. The record is from RefSeq and is a predicted model, not a curated record. Gene Ontology annotation, cellular component: membrane. Bases 271 to 1428 code for a protein of 385 amino acids. The transcript has 4 exons. Gene Ontology annotation, molecular function: N-acetylgalactosaminide beta-1,3-galactosyltransferase activity. Lineage: Eukaryota; Metazoa; Arthropoda; Insecta; Diptera; Calliphoridae.